ACGGUCAACCUCAGAGCGCAUAUAGUUAUACUGGAAUUGAAGGUUGUUGUAAGUUGUUUUUAGUUCUCUGUAUCUAUGUCUGCGAUAUGAAAAACGAGAAGAAAGGCUAUUUAGUUCAUUAUUUAAUCUAUUAUUUUCAACAAAAAAUUGAGCGACUUGAUCCAAAGCUGCUGAAAGAAGUUGUCGUUGAUGGUGGUUUUCUGUUUCUAAGCUAUCAAGACGUUGUUGACGAGCUUCUUCUUUCUGGUUGCGAAGAUUGUAUCGGCAUUUCAGCUGCGUUGUGA
Messenger RNA from Funneliformis caledonium, 284 nucleotides. The record is from the annotation of a GenBank genome assembly. Lineage: Eukaryota; Fungi; Glomeromycota; Glomeromycetes; Glomerales; Glomeraceae.